AUGCGUUCGUUCGCCGCCGUCUCCUUCCUCCUCGCCAUUGCCGGCCUCGCCAGCGCCCAAUCCAUCAACCCGGAUUCCGUUGACAUUGCAACAAGGAGACAAUGGUGUCAAUCCCAAAAGUCCUCCUGCCCUCUCCUCUGCCUCCAGUACCCCGGCAACUCCGCCUCCACCGCAGCCAACGACUGUGAUCCCAAAACCCUCGUCUUCAACUGCGUCUGCGCCGUCAACGGCCUCUCCCCCAACGCCUCCGAAUACAGCCAAACAAUCCCCUACUUCACCUGCACUGAGUGGGGCAACCAGUGCGUGACGGCCUGCGGACAGAACAGCGCAUGUGCAAGCUCCUGCCGCGCCGACAACCCCUGCGGCGCCCAAAGCCCGACGCUUGUGAACACCAGCACCAUCACCUCCACCAUCGCGACCGCAACCGAUGGGUCCGAGGCGUCGGCCACCUCGGCGGUAUUCACUGGAUUCGGCAACACCGCGGAGACGACGGCCGCGAGUGCUGAUGAUGAGGGUGCGGCUGCGAUGGUGAAUCUUGGCCAGAGCUACGGCUUGGCGGUUGUGGUGGCUGGUGUCCUUGCUGGGUUUGCGUUGGUCCUCUAA
Coniosporium apollinis CBS 100218 is the source of this 603-nucleotide messenger RNA. RefSeq lists its product as uncharacterized. The record is from RefSeq and is a predicted model, not a curated record. The transcript has 3 exons. Bases 1 to 603 code for a protein of 200 amino acids. NCBI's taxonomy places the organism in Eukaryota, Fungi, Ascomycota, Dothideomycetes.